Galdieria sulphuraria is the source of this 2239-nucleotide messenger RNA. RefSeq names its product archaeal ATPase. The record is from RefSeq and is a predicted model, not a curated record. Lineage: Eukaryota; Rhodophyta; Bangiophyceae; Galdieriales; Galdieriaceae. The annotation marks the transcript as partial. The transcript has a single exon.
AAGAAGUUGGAUUGGUAUCCUUUACUGUUUUCCUUGUUGUUGUUGUGACCGACAAACAAACAGUCAAUCGUUUAUUUAUUUAUAUUUUGUACUCCGAAAUAAACAAAAGAUUGUUUAAUUUCUCUUUGGCGAUGGCGAGUUUGGAUGAAAAGUGGGAAGCUGUGGACAACUUUAAGUCUGUUGUGGUAGAUCGUGAAAGAGAUGUUGUUCGAGUGACAAAAGAACUGUAUGAUCUUCAUAGCAACAGAGAACAACUCAGGGGUGUAACAAGUAGUUGCAACUAUCGCUUGACCAUACCAUUUGCCCCCCAUCUUUUUGGCUCUGGCAAAACGACCUUUGCCCGAACCUAUUUGGAGUUGGUGCAAAGGUUUGGUGAAACUUCCCUGUCGACGUUUGCUUCAGACCCUUUGAAGAGAACCUUUUUGGAGAAGCUGAAAAGGGCUUCAUUGCUUUAUGCGGAUUUAAAGGAGUUGAAGCCCACAGACCCGAAAGAACGAAACCUUGAGUGGGCAGUCUACUAUUUGUUAAUAAAGGCUGCUUGUCUGCAAUCAGGUCUUCCGCAACCAGACCCGGACGAAUGUUUCAAAGAACUGAAACUUAGGAGUGAUGCUUUGGUUCAGAAAAUCCGUUCAAUCUUAAACAUUCCUUCUGAUCAAUAUCUUUUGGUGGCAUUUGACGAAGUUGGUGUCCUUGACGAAAGUCUCGACGAAUUUCAUUUCAAGAGAACCCAUGACGGUAGAGUUCGACCUUACAACGACUUUUUCGGUAUCAUUAGUCAAUUGUGCAAAGAACCCGACUUGUUUUUUAUAGUUGUUGGGAAAAGCAAGGGUUUAAGUAUUAAGAAUUAUGUCUCUUCCGUAUCAAAAGUCAUACUACAUUUUAUUUCUUUAUCACCUUUGGACGCUUCCAGUAUCGUUGAAUUCCUUGAAAAGAGUCUUCUAAAGACACCUACUCAAGUUCCGGUUUGUAAUGUCUUAUGUAGUUCUUCAUUUUCAGUAAAUGAAUUGGCAGACUCAUUAUUGGAAUGUACAGGUGGAGUUCCUGGUUUGUUGACUCGUGCAGUAAAUAUGCUUUUGAAUUAUAUAAUAGCAAGAAGUCAGCCUUUCAUAUCGAAAGAAGAAUGUUUGACUUGUAUGAAUGACUACGAUUUCCGAAUAAUUUGUGCUGAACCAUUUGUGGAACGAAUAUUGAAUUUGGACGAAGAUAGAAGAAGUGUUUUUGAUUUACUUUUGAUGAUGGCUCUUUAUCGUAUACCGUCUAAAGUAGAUGAUAGAUUGACCUCGGAGUCCUUUUUAUAUGAUGCCGUCACUGAAAUGGGAUUAUAUCGAUAUCCUAUUGACGAGAAUACUUUUCAAGUCCUAAUUCCGAAAGUAUUUGUUGUAAUCUUCAAGAACGACCCUUCCAUCUCUUCUUUGGAAAAGAUACUUCUUGGAUCACUUGAUGUCGAACCAGUAGAUUGUUUCUUCUAUUCAAAGUGUCGUGUAUUUGAAGGAAUUGUUGCUUUACGACUAGUUUUGAUGUUGUCUUCAAAGAAUCGAAAUGAGUUGAGGGAGUUGUUGUGUCAAUUGUCUCCGAUAUGGAAACAAAUGAAACUUCCAAUCAGUACAAUAUCACCUAUUCACUAUAUGAAGUCUGUUGUUAGUUCUAGAGAAACAAGAAGUGAAUCGAACAAGAGUCGAAGAACUUUUGCCAAUACUGAAUGGAAUAAGAUUAUUCGAGAGACACUUUAUUUAGAGACUAUUUACAUUCCUUUGGACGCUACUUCUCAUAGUCCUGAUAUUAUAUUCAAAUUACAAUCUCCUGUGGAACCCAAAGUUCUUACUGUUGGAGUUGCUUGUAAAGGACGUUGGAGGUCGGAAGGAAUUGGCUGGUCAGAUAUUAUAGAUGAAGCCAAGAAAUUUUUAGAUCCUGUUUAUGAUCAAGUCUUAUCCAGUGCAAUGGAUUAUCAUCAUUGUAUGCUUAUUAUCGUUAGUACAAAGUUAUCAUUGAAUGUUUCUAAUGAGUUGGGUAAUCAAAGUCGUUGUUACUCCAGUGGAAUGUUUAUUGGAAAUGAUUCGUUCAAAGUACCUGAUCAUUGUGAACUUGUUAUUCUUUGUGAAAGAGAUGUCCAAAUGCUGAUUGACGAAGAAGUAUUGAAUGGACUUGAAAGAGCAUUUGGUGUUUCUCAUAAUCCUACUUUUUGGGAUUUUGGAUUAGAUUUACUUGAUAGAAUCCGUAACAGUUUCUUAAGUGGCAAUGA